This is a messenger RNA of Juglans regia (Persian walnut), 5124 nucleotides long. RefSeq lists its product as uncharacterized. NCBI's taxonomy places the organism in Eukaryota, Viridiplantae, Streptophyta, Magnoliopsida, Fagales, Juglandaceae. The coding region runs from base 189 to 4496 and encodes 1435 amino acids. The transcript is spliced from 12 exons. The record is from RefSeq and is a predicted model, not a curated record.
UGGAGCUAGCUUUAUUCAGUUCUUCAUGUCUUCCACAUCUCCAGUCUCGUCUUCCACAACCCGAAGUCCCCUCUGUUUCGGUUGUCUUCCUCGUGGUCCAUAACACUCCCCCUCGCCUUUUGGUCUCCACUCUCAGUGUCCUUACCCACUGCCCAUCGAAGAGUCCAUGUCGUGGCGAACCUGUAGAGAUGGCAGCGGAUUUGGCAGUAAAGCUUGAGGCGGAGAAUCCCUGCUGUAAAGGGUGGAGGGAGAAAUACUCGAAUCUUGAAAAGAAGAGGUAUGCGCUGCGGCAAGCGGUGAACAUCCUUACACCACAGAUCGAUACAUUUCAAUCUGAGAAUGCCAUUCUCAAGAAAGCAUUUGAGGAGGAGCAGGCACGAGCAGACAAUGAGAAGGAGGGGCGGCUAAAAGAGUCUAUAGCUAGAGUAUCUUUGGAGAAUGAAAUCUCUGUUUUGAAAUCUGAGAUCUCUCAAGUAAAGCAGAAAGCAAGCUUAAAUGCUGUGGAUAGAGAUAAAAAAGUGAGGCUUCUUCAAGAUUGCAUUUCUGAAAGGGAAAAAGAAAUCAAUCGGCUCAAGGAGCUUCUUGAGAAAGAGAAAAAAAGGGCAGAUACCGAAAGGAAGAAUGCUGAGGGUGAGAAAAAGAAAGCUGCAGAAAUGUUCAAAUCUUUAAAAGCCGAGAAGGAUGAAGAAAGAAGGAUUGCCAGAACUGGAGCAGAGAAGGCUGAGCAGUACAGGCUUCAGCUGGAGAUUUUGAAGAAAGAGGCUGAUGAAGCAAAGUCAAAGUUAGCCUCUGAAACAAUGAAGUUUGAACGAGCAAACAAAAGACUUGGAGAAGAAAGAAAGAAGGCUCUCAAAGAGAGAAAGCGUGCAGAUUUGGAGAUGGCCAAAGCAGAGGAGCGAAGGAAGCUUGCAGAAGCUAAUGGGAAGAAGGCUGUUGAAGAGAAAUGUCAUGCUGAUAACUUGUAUCGGCAGUUGGAAGAGAAUAGACAGAGGGUAUUUCAAAAUUUGGCUUUUCUAGGUGGCCAGACUGAUAAUAAGUUGAAUCCUGAAUCUGUUAAAACGAAGAACAGGCUUCAAUGCGAGAUAUUAAACAGAGAAGUGGAUGAACACAAAUCGGUUUUGGAGCUCUUGAAAGAGUCAAACAAAAUGUUUGAGGUUGAAAACCAGAAGGCAAUCAAGGAGAAAAAACUUGCAGAUUCCGAGAUGGCAAAAGCAGAAGAGCAGAAAAAUCUUGCAGAUGUGAAUUGGAAAAAGGCCAUGCUAGAAAAAUGUCGUGCUGAUCGGUUGUCUCAACAGUUACAAGAAAACAAAAAAAAUGAACUUCAGCCUUCUAGAAAGUUGGUUGAGAGAUCUUCUGUAGCACCAGUUAAAACCAUUGCUUCUGAAAAUGCAAAUGUGAAGCUUUUGAAAAAAGAACUGAAGUUGGAGAAAAAGCAAGCAAAGCAUGCCAAAAGAGUGGCCAAGUUGGAAAAAAGUCAUAACCACAUCCUUCAACAGGAACUUGGUCACUUGAAGCUGGAGUUUGAUCAAUUUGCAAAUCGCUUGGAUAUACUGAAUGAGUCAUUAGCACCUAGAGCUGAAGGUAUUGAUGACCCAGAAAAGAAUGUUUCGAUUGCAUAUAUGCAAAGGUUAAACAUGAUGAAGAACCUCUGCAGUUUGGAACCAACUCGGGCACACCUUCAAAGUGAAAAUGAACUUGUGAGACCUAGUUGCAUGGAUAUGGAUGUCUCAUAUCCUCUCAGGCAAAGCCUCCAACAUCCUGCACAAUUGCUACCUAUAUCUGGAGGAAAUUUUGAUGAGCCCAUUUCAGGUAUUAAUUCUAAAUUGGAGUCUCCGCUUGGAUGCUCUAACUCGAAAAUGUUACAGACUUCUGCAAUAAAUUCGAGUAUGGCAUCUUUUUCUGAUGGACAGUUAAUGGGCUCACAGGAGAAGGGUGCUCUUUCUGGUACUACAUCCACAAAAUUAGUUGAAGAGAACUUGAAUGCACAACCAACAAUAUCCAACUUGUCUGGUGAAGUUACUAAAUUGAGGUGCUGUGAAAAAUCUGCAGUGGUGGGUGAAAAUAAUGUCAAAAUUGCUGAUAGCGAUGAUGUUGGCAGAGGUUGUGAUUGUAGUAGGAAGAGAAAGUGGUUACUUGAUUCUGCUGAGCCCAUUGAAUAUUUGUAUUCCAAGGGUAAGAAGUUGUGUGUGCAGAUAGAAGAGAAUCUAUCUUUGUUGCAUGGUAUGUUAGACAGACGAAUAGGCAGUCCCUUGGAAGAAGUAAGAUGUCUGGCUCCUAAUCCACAAUGCAUUCCACAUGGCACGCUUGAUGGGUUUCACAAAAAGAGCAAGGUAUCUCCUGAAGAGGUACAUAAGAAGCAUUUUUGUGUCGGUGACGAGCAAAAGAAGACAGAAAAAUCUGGAACCGAAGUCUUGGAGGAUUCAAGCGAUCUUGAAACUAUGGCAAGUUUUGAGGAUGUAGCUGAUGGUGAGUACAUGAAACUGCUGGACUUGGAUGAUGCUGCUGACGAGCAACAUUACAGGAUGGCAGCCAAAAGGCCUGUGUCACCAAGUCUACCUAUUAUUGACUUUGAUAACAGGCAAAUAUUUGAUGUGGAUUGUUCUGAAGCUUUAGUAGUGGAAUGGACCUAUAAAGAGGUAUCGACUGAGCACAGCUUUGAUGUUAUUGAUGUUGAAAUUGAGUCCAAUAAGCUAAAACAUACUGCUCUAGGAACUUCCUGUAAUCUGUCACUGCAUAAGAUUGUAGCCCCUGCUGAUUCCGUUGCUGUCAUUGGGAAUGGUUUCUCGACUGUAGAGGCAGGAAAUGCUAGGCCUCAGCAGGUCCAGAACUCGGGUCUGGUUGUGGGCAUUAGUAAUUUGCCUAGAUCAAGAGAAGAGGAAGUUGAUUUUCCAUUUGAAAGUGAAUUUGGGUCUGCAUGUGACACUGUUCCAAAAUACUGUGUCGUGUCUCCCAACAUGAGAGAUCGUAACGUCAUUUCUAAGAUAUUUAAAACUACCAAAACUUGUAUAGCUCGGUGCUGUUUGCUUUCUCAAACGGAGUGGGUGGUGCCAAAGAUUCUGCUUGCUCUUAUGAUGGAAGAAAAUAUUUUACUUGUGGAAAAGGUCUGCGUGUUUUUUACAUUGGUGCUGCUUAAUUUGUCCUCCGCUGCUCCAAGGAAAGUUGGAAACUGCUUGGAUACGGAUUCCAUCCUCUGGUUGGAUUCUUUCUCUGGGCACAUACGUGCAGUGAUGUCCGAUGUGGAGACAAGAAGCAUGCUUGCAGAUUUUGAUUUCUUGGAUGAACUUCUUAGUCUCAUUGAGGAAUUCCUUAUAGACGGAAGAGUUCUGGUGUACACUAAUAUAUCAUGUGAGACAUUUAUCGAAUGUGAUACAAGAAUUAACUUCCUCUUGGAUGGUGUGACUAUUAGUUUUUCAUAUGAAGUUCCUUCUGCUGAUCAGUUGGUGGCUGGGAGCAUUAUAUUAGCAUCAAUGUGUGCAGCAAUAGACCAGAUUGGUUUUAUAUGUGAGGCAUCCUACAACAUCUUUCGGAGGCAUGCUUGUGAUUCUUCAUUGGUGCUUAGCAUUCUUCAUGUUUUUGCUUAUCUGUGUGGACAAAAGCUUUUCAGUGCCACGAAGUAUGGUUUGAUGGUGACUGUCUUCAAAUCAAUAGUGAUGUUACUUGAGGGAGUAAAUUUUUCUGAUCCUGCUGCUUCUCAUUCUUUGUCUGUAAGCGAGGAUCAAUUUCUUUUCCAUCCAUGCACCAAAUGCCCAUUUUCGAAGGAUGCUGUUUCUAUAGAUACUGUGACAUCAUUGCUCUUGAAAUUCAUCUGGAAUAAUGCUGGGUUGGAAACCACAAACUAUGAUGUGAUUAAAUCCCUUGAUUUGUUGAAUUCUGAAGUUCUGUAUAACAGUUUUAAAUCUGAAGUAAGUUCAAGCCAUGAAGGGUUUUAUUGUGCCGCCGAUGUGAAUUUUGAUACCUCCUGUUGCUUGGAAAAGUAUGAGAUGCCCACUACUCAAUCACACUCCAUUGCUAGUAUGCGUCUCUGUCACCUUACUGAUGUUCUAUCGUUGGUGGAGCUGGUUGCAUGCAACAUGAGAUGGAACUGGACAUGCAUCAAAAUGAUUCCUCAGCUGUUGAAAAUUUUGGAGUUGUGUGUGUUGGAGGACUUUGCUGCUGCUAUUGUUGUUCUCCUUGGACAACUUGGGAGGCUUGGAGUUGAUGCUGGUGGAUAUGAAGAUAAAGGAGUUGAAAAUUUGAGAUGUAAUUUAUAUACUUUUCUUAAUCGUUAUACUACCAUGAAAGCAGGUCUACACCUUCAAAUAGCCACUGCCACUGCUUUGCUUGGGCUUCUUCCUGAUGAUUUUGAUGCACUCAUUCAGAGUAAUGUGAAGAUUCAGGUAACUGCAACUCAGUCUCUUCUUGCUGAUUCUAUGAGGAAGUGGUUUUCUUUGCUGAGCAAGGAGCAACAGGACUUGUCAGUGCGGCUUUUACAACCAGCUGGUGCAAAACAAAAAUAGGAACAGAGAAUCUCUACAGAGUUGCGACUGGGUGUUACUGCUUGGGUAUUCUUUCCUGAGUUUGAAGUGGGAUGUUGUGCAAGUUCUUUUAUUCAAUUGGAAUUGAAGUGAGAAAUUUUAUCAUUCACCAUUGGGAGCUAGUGUAUCACCAGAAGAUGAAGAUGCUGAUGCAUUGUUUUGAUGGCAUUGAGAGCUAGCAUAGACGAAGAUUCUGGGACAGAUUAUGCGUGGCAGCGAGGGCGCUUUUAGUUACUUGUUUGCUCAUUUGCUGGAGAAAGUUUUUGAUCUUGUUACCCGUUUCCCAAUUUGUUAUAGCUAUCUGUUUUACAUCAUUUGUGGACAAGUUUUUGGUUCUGGCAAACACUUGGUUCUUCCACCAUUCUUAUGUUGCAUUGACACUUCGCCUGAUCUCCUUGAAUAAGGGAUUGGUCUUCAGCAGCCAUAUCAGAUGAUGCACAUCCACCAAGAUAUUUGGAGGCUUAAUGGAAACUUUGUAACCCAGCAUGGCAAGAUAUAGUGGCUCUAUUGUUUUGUCAUUUAUAUUCUUUCUCAAAUUGGUACAAGUUACAUUGAAAAGGUCAAAGGGUUACAUAGAGGUCUAAAGUAACUUACAAAUCUUUUAUACUUA